Messenger RNA from Porites lobata, 2049 nucleotides. NCBI's taxonomy places the organism in Eukaryota, Metazoa, Cnidaria, Anthozoa, Scleractinia, Poritidae. The record is from the annotation of a GenBank genome assembly.
AUGUAUGCCAAACUUAAACAACUUGCAAAAGACCAGGUAGGCAUUGUAGUUUUCCUUUAUUAAUUGAUGAUUUAUUUAAGCACAAUUUGAAUACUUUUUUAAUCGAAAACAGAACGUGAAAGUGCUUAUUUUUAGCCGGUGAUCUGCGCUCUGUGUUAGACUAUUUAAGCAUACAGAGUUUAUUAAGCUUAAAUAUGGACUAUAAUUUUUUCACUUGCUCGAAGGUUGCUGGGCAAAUUGCAAGCCACAACGUGCCUGGUUAGUAAACAUCGAUAAAAAAGGCUCACACUCGUUUUACUUGUAUCGCAACCAUUUCAUAUUUACAUUCGCACCAAAACAUUGCAAUAAAUAAUAAGUAAAACGGAUGUAAGCGAGACGAGCAACGUAAGUCGAAAGACUCUAAUUUAAAGAACUGUCAGGUAUAGUAAAACAAUAGCUGUGCAGUAAGUUGGCUGCGUGAUUUCCAAAGGCGCAAGGGACGCGCGAGCAUCGUACGUUAAGAAAAGUUUAAAUUAAAGAACUUUUCAGUCGGGAGACGUUAGAAUAAGUACGGCGCACGUUAACUUGUUUCAACAUUCCCAGUCAAACAGUUUCUUAUCAAUCCAAUUCAGACUUCUUUUGCAUGCCUUUUACCUUCGUUUGUUUUCAUUGCAGUCUCUCUGGAGUACAAGAACCGCUUUAUUGCGCGACGCUUUAAGGUUUGUUCUGCUGAUAUUGUUCCCAAGUUUUUUUAGACAUCAAAUAGCUUGUGUUAUGAAGUAGUUUUGUGGUUGUUUUUGACAUUAUUAUCAUAAGUAUUUUUGGUAACAGUUCUAUUUGUUCUUUCUUCUUCUCGUGAUUUAAGUUUCGUUAUGUUUGGGUUUGAGGAUCAAGGUUAACUGAUAUAUGCGUUAACAGGUUUUUAAGUGUUAUUACCUUUUUAAUGGGUUUGUCGACAGAAAUGUCAUCAAGCUUGGGGUUUAAUUAAGUUUGAUUGUCAGUUUUUAAGUGGGUACGUUCUGGGACCAUUGCUGACCUUGAUUAUCCCCUACAUCGGAGUUCCUGUUUUGGUUUAAGGUUUAGCCUCGUGGAUUUAGCUGUCGAGCUUUCAUUGGUUUUCUUGUAGGAUUGUUUAUUCCACUUUUGUUAACAACGGGAAAUCCGUUAGAAGUCAUUCGGAAUAGCGUUCGUAACUCUCAUGAUCAGCAAGCCUAAACGUACCGGCGUUAUGCUUCUAUAAGUUGUAUAGUUGGAUGGUUAGUACAGAGUGACUAGCUGUUGUAAGAAGCUGACCUGAAGAAGUUUGUGUUGCCGUCAGUAAUUAAAAGAAAGAAAAGUAUCAAAGCUUUGUCAGAGUCCUGGAGUCCUCUCGUUUCAAUCCUUUCGAUAAACGAAUAAAAUAGCUCUAUUUCCGUUCUUUUGUUGUUUCUGUUUUGUUCGCGUUUUUUCUUUUCAAGGUCAUACGAAAAUCGUUCUACCAUCACAGUCCACGUUGUUGUGCCGCGUUAUUGUACGGUCUUGUUUUGGCCUAGUUGACGCCUUGUGUUGGUUUGAGCAUCUUACUAUUGAUUUCCGUGCAUGGCUCCCUUGUGAAUUGUGCUGUUUUGUUUUAAGUUAUUAGAACAAACGCUUGUAAUAGAAGAACAGCUGAGACGAGCCGAUACCAUGAAACUCAGGCAAGACGCCAACCAUCCUGGAAUGGCUUUAAAUGCAAGGUAAAAAUCAAAUCAAUCUGCAGGAUGGGUGUUUUAGCACAUUUUCGAGAACUGAGAUACGAUGAACAGGGGUUUUAACCAGCUGAGUCGUCACAAAAAGGCUCUUUUCUUAGAAGUGCGCUAUUGCUCUCCCCUCUCGACAACUUUGACCAAUCCUUACAUGUUUGACAAACUGGAAUGGCCCUUUUCGAUACUACUUCAGGCCCUACUUGAUUUGCAAACUUGAAGUGAGUCGUGUUUUUUUUUUACCCUCUCCGGUAGAUCUGCGGAACUAGAGUGCUUAACAGGAAAGUCACCAGCAUUUGUCCAAGGAGUCGUUAGCAGGAAACAAACCUGCCAAUGCAGUACUUCAUAA